This is a messenger RNA of Equus quagga, 12753 nucleotides long. RefSeq names its product ADAM metallopeptidase with thrombospondin type 1 motif 5 (gene ADAMTS5). NCBI's taxonomy places the organism in Eukaryota, Metazoa, Chordata, Mammalia, Perissodactyla, Equidae. Gene Ontology annotation, biological process: proteolysis; extracellular matrix organization. The record is from RefSeq and is a predicted model, not a curated record. The coding region runs from base 1106 to 3895 and encodes 929 amino acids. The transcript is spliced from 9 exons. Gene Ontology annotation, molecular function: zinc ion binding; metalloendopeptidase activity.
GCCAGGAAGCGCCUGCGGCUCUCCGGCUGCCCGGCCCCUCUGCUGGUGACCGGGAGAAGUUAGUCACCCGGAGCUCGAACCCAGCGAGCGUCAGAGCGCUAAGAAGCCAGGGAAUGGGGAGGGAGGGAAACCGGUCCCCGGACGGCUGCGAGCGGGAAAGAGUUGUGCUGGGCGAGGGGGCGCACGGGAAGCUGCGAGCCGUUUGCUGGUGGAUGGAGUUGCAAGCUCUGCGAGGCCGGAGCCCACGGGCUUGCCAAGGGGAAAAAUUUGCGGCAGGAACUUCCUACCGAGGGACAGAAAAGCAGGAGAGAAGGAGGCAGGGAGAGACUUGAAACGUCUCAGUAACUUUAAAAACACACCAAAACACCCGUUCAGGAGAUGAGGAUGGCAUGCCGCUAUAAAUUCAUUGUUCCACCUCCUCGCAUCUUCACAGCGCUCGCGCUGCUCUCCGCGCUCUCAGCGGCCGACUGGGGAUGACGGCGGGCAGGAGGACACAGCAUCCGAAGGGACACGGACGCGCCGCUUCACUGGCUCCCCGCAGGCCGCCCCUGGCAUUUUUGUUUUAAUUUUUAUGGCCUUUUUUCCUCUCUUUCUUCCUUUCCUCCUGGUUCCAGUAGAGUCGAGGAAACCCACAAAAUAAGAAAGGAAGUGGGCUCCGGAGCUUGGAACCCCCUCCGCCGGCGGGUCCAGAGCGGCAAGGGGGCGGGUGGCAGCGCGCACUAGUUGCCUGCCUGGUGCGCGGCACCUUCCUUACUUUUCUUGGUGCAGCGAGAGCGGCUGCCUUUGGGGGUUGGAUUGGGGUUUUUCCCUUUUUCUCAUAUUUGCUGAAUCUCAACCACCCGGCUUUCCUCUUUUUCUUUUUUUCUUCUUUCCGGAGCACGAAUCCAAACAUUUUCCAAACCAACAAAGAAAAGUUCGCACGCUGGCACUGCGGCCAGGACAGGCUGGCGCUGCUGCCGGGUCCCCCUCCCUCCCUCCGACACUUGACUCAACCUUGCAAGCAAGUGUGUGUGUGCCCCCACCUCCCGCCCCGGUAACUUCCAUAGCGAAUAACAAAUACCCAUAAAGUCCCCGACGCGCAGCCCCUCCCCGCGGGCAGCGCACUAUGCUGCUCGGGUGGGCGUCCCUGCUGCUGUGCGCGCUCCGCCUGCCCUUGGUCGCCGCCGGCCCCGCCGCGGCACCUGCCCAGGAUAAAACCGGGCAGCCUCGGGCUGCUGCAGCGGCCGCCCAGCCCCGCCGGCGGCAGGGGGAGGAGGCGCAGGAGCGGGCCGAGCCUCCGGGCCACCCGCACCCCCUGGCGCCGCAGCGCAGGAGCAGCGGGCUGGUGCAGAACAUCGACCAGAUCUACUCGGGCGGCGGCAAGGUGGGCUACCUCGUCUACGCAGGCGGCCGGAGGUUCCUCCUGGACCUGGAGCGGGAUGGUUCGGUGGGCGCCGCUGGCUUUGUGCCCGCAGGAGGCGGGCCGAGCGCGACUCGGCGCCACCGGGGCCACUGCUUCUACCGGGGCACGGUGGACGGCAGCCCCCGCUCCCUGGCUGUCUUUGACCUCUGCGGUGGUCUCGACGGUUUCUUCGCAGUCAAGCACGCGCGUUACACCUUGAAGCCGCUGCUGCGCGGGCCCUGGGCCGAGACAGAGACCGGGCGCGUGUACGGGGACGGAUCCGCGCGGAUCCUGCACGUCUACACUCGCGAAGGCUUCAGCUUUGAGGCCCUACCGCCGCGCACCAGCUGCGAGACCCCCGCGUCGCCGCCAGGGUCCCGUGAGCGCCCCCCGGCGCACAGCAGCCCGGAGCCACGCUGGGCGCUGGCCCAGCAGUUCCCUGACCAGUCGGCUACCUCGUCCGAUGGGGGCCAGGGACCACAGACGUGGCGGCGGCGGCGCCGCUCCAUCUCCCGGGCCCGCCAGGUGGAGCUGCUCCUGGUGGCUGACGCGUCCAUGGCGCGGAUGUACGGCCGGGGCCUGCAGCACUACCUGCUGACCCUGGCCUCCAUCGCCAACCGGCUGUACAGCCACGCCAGCAUUGAGAACCACAUCCGCCUGGCCGUGGUGAAGAUGGUGGUACUGGGUGACAAGGACAAGAGCUUGGAGGUGAGCAAGAACGCGGCCACCACACUCAAGAACUUCUGCAAGUGGCAGCACCAGCACAACCAGCUGGGGGAUGACCAUGAGGAGCACUACGAUGCGGCCAUUCUGUUUACUCGAGAGGAUUUAUGUGGGCAUCAUUCAUGUGACACCCUGGGAAUGGCAGACGUUGGGACCAUAUGCGCUCCAGAGCGCAGCUGUGCUGUGAUUGAAGAUGAUGGCCUCCACGCAGCUUUCACCGUGGCUCACGAAAUUGGACAUCUACUUGGCCUUUCCCAUGACGAUUCCAAAUUCUGUGAAGAGAACUUCGGUUCGACAGAAGAGAAGCGCUUAAUGUCUUCCAUCCUAACCAGCAUUGACGCAUCCAAGCCGUGGUCCAAAUGCACCUCGGCCACCAUCACAGAAUUCCUGGAUGAUGGUCAUGGUAACUGUUUGCUAGACCUUCCACGAAAGCAGAUCCUGGGUCCUGAAGAACUCCCAGGUCAGACCUACGACGCCACCCAGCAGUGCAACCUGACGUUCGGGCCUGAGUACUCAGUGUGUCCCGGCAUGGACGUCUGCGCGCGCCUGUGGUGCGCCGUGGUGCGCCAGGGCCAGAUGGUGUGUCUGACCAAGAAGCUGCCAGCUGUGGAAGGGACACCAUGUGGCAAAGGGAGGAUUUGCCUGCAGGGCAAGUGUGUGGACAAAACCAAGAAAAAAUAUUAUUCAACAUCAAGCCAUGGCAACUGGGGGUCCUGGGGGUCCUGGGGCCAGUGUUCUCGCUCAUGUGGGGGAGGAGUUCAAUUUGCCUAUCGCCACUGCAAUAAUCCUGCUCCCAGAAACAAUGGCCGCUACUGCACAGGAAAGAGGGCCAUCUACCGAUCCUGCAGUGUCACACCCUGUCCGGCUAAUGGUAAAUCUUUUCGCCAUGAGCAGUGUGAGGCCAAAAAUGGCUAUCAGUCUGAUGCAAAAGGAGUCAAAACAUUUGUGGAAUGGGUUCCCAAAUAUGCAGGCGUCCUGCCGGGGGACGUGUGCAAGCUGACCUGCAGGGCAAAGGGCACCGGCUACUAUGUGGUGUUUUCUCCAAAGGUGACUGAUGGGACCGAAUGUAGGCCAUACAGUAAUUCCGUCUGCGUCCGGGGGAAGUGUGUGCGCACCGGCUGUGACGGCAUCAUUGGCUCAAAGCUGCAGUAUGACAAGUGCGGAGUUUGUGGAGGAGACAACUCCAGUUGUACAAAGGUUGUUGGAACCUUCAAUAAAAAAAGUAAGGGUUACACUGAUGUUGUGAGGAUCCCAGAAGGGGCAACCCACAUAAAAGUCCGACAAUUCAAAACCAAAGACCAGACUCGGUUCACUGCCUACUUAGCCCUUAAGAAGAAAAAUGGUGAGUACCUUAUCAAUGGAAAGUACAUGAUCUCCACUUCGGAAACCAUCAUUGACAUCAACGGAACAGUCAUGAACUACAGCGGAUGGAGCCACAGGGAUGAUUUCCUGCACGGGAUGGGCUACUCGGCCACGAAGGAAAUUCUAAUAGUGCAGAUUCUUGCAACAGACCCAACGAAAGCAUUAGAUGUCCGUUACAGUUUUUUCGUUCCCAAGAAGCCCACUCAAAAAGCAAACUCCGUCACUAGCCAUGGCAGCAAUAAAGUGGGAUCGCCAACUCCACAACUGCAAUGGGUGACGGGCCCGUGGCUCGCCUGCUCUAGGACCUGUGACACAGGCUGGCACACCAGGACGGUGCAGUGCCAGGAUGGAAACCGGAAGUUAGCCAAGGGAUGUCUUCUCUCUCAGAGGCCUUCUGCGUUUAAGCAAUGUUUGCUGAAGAAGUGUUAGCCUGUGGUUAUGAUCUUACACAGAGAAAACUGGAUGAUUCAUCGCUGGCCAGUCAUGAUGAAUGGUAGUGAUCAGUCGUGGUGAAUAAGAGGUCACAAAGCACAGAAAGUCACGCUUCGGCAUCAUUGUCAACAGGAGUCCAGUUAUGGGCAGAAUCUGCUCUCCGUGACCAAAUGAAGAUGUGCACUGUUUCAUGUGACAGUGGUGACCUUUGCAUAUAGAAAACUUGGGAGUUAUUGAACAUCACCUGGGCCUACAAGAAUGAAAAAAAAACACUGAUGAAUGUAGAAUCAGGGCACAUUUGAAGAUGGCAGAACAGCAGUCUCCCCCUUGUCACCUACCUCUUAGAGAAUGUCUUCAAAGACAUUGUAAUCAUUUUCACCCGUGAUGCACAGUAGCUUAUUUUUACUGUUUGUAAAUACAUUUUCCCUUGAUAUGUCACUUUAUAUCACUUGGUUCUAUUAAAAAAAAUAUAUAUGUAUAUAUAUAUUUCUAUAAAGAAGUGUUUGACCAAAGUAGGUCUGCAGCUAUUUCAACUUCUUCCAGUUUCCAGAAAGAGCUGUGGAUGUUUUACUGGAAAUUAAGAACUUGCUGCUGUUUUAAUAAGAUUUAGAAUACUUUCAGACUACAGGAGAUAAAAUUUUAGUCAAAAAACCAUUUUGACAGCAAGCAUCUUCUGAGAAAUUCUGAAAAGAAAAGUGAUCUCAGUGUCUCACCAUUGAAAUACAUACACGGGUCCACUUACUUAAACCUUUGACUGCCUGUAUUUUUUCAGGGAGCUAGCCAAAUUAAUGCCUAAUUAGGAUGUAGGAGCAGUGUCUGCGUGUGUGUAUGUUAUCAGUUUUCAAGAGUCUAAAAAUUAGUUUCCUCCUGUUAGAAAUUAAAAGGCCAAAAAAAAAAAACAAACCCAUACUUCACCAUAUUUUCAGGUUAUAUUUUCACAACUGCUUUUCCUUUCUAUGGCUCCCCUCUGAUAUCUCACAAUGUGUCAUAUACAGACAAAACACACAGCGAAAAGUUUUCUAUCCCCUUCAACACUGGUAUACCUCUUACCAGCAAGCCUUUAAAAUGUGUUUUGUUUUGCUUGUUUGUUUUGUUCAAGGGUUGUGUAAGACCUACAAUGUUUUGUUCUUCUCGCUGACUUAGUUUAAUAGGAAUAUUACAGAUCACUUGGUAGCUCGCCACAUCUAGACAUGGUUAUCAUUAAUGUGGCUAGUGCAAAAGAAAGUGGUUAAUAUUAAUAAGACUGUUUCCACACCCUAGAGGCAAUAACUCCUGCAUUGCUUUUUUGGUUUUUAAAUUCGAGUACACUAACACUGUACCUAAGAUUUUCCCCAAUUGGACCUCAUUUGGUCGUACCAGUAAGUGUUUGAAUGAUGAAAUGUGAUGAUUUUCGAGAAGUUCAUUGCUUUUAUUUCCAUAGCCUGUCUAGGUAGGUUGUAAGUUUGGAUAGUUAGACAUGGAAAAUUUAUACAGUCAUAUGCAUAAAAAUCUCUUUUUAGACAGUAAACUGCAUUCCUUCACCCCAUAACUCAGAAAAUCUAAGGUGUUUCAUUUCAUUGAGAUUUCUUUUUCUUUGUGAAAUAUCACAAAGCCAAUUGUUUUUAUAAAAUUUUUUAAUAAUCACACCAAAUGUGCCUAUUGUUAAAGAGUUGCAUAUAAAGAUGUUAGGGGACCGUUGUUUGAGUUUCCUUAAGCUCAUGAGAGUUUAUUUUUAUUAUAAGAUUUUUUUAAUAUAAAAGAAUUAUGUCAUUGAUGUUGCUAUAUCACUUUCAUUUCAGUGGGACAGGAGAAGGGAUGUCUCACUGUUUUAAGUAGUUUCUUAAGAAAUUAUUUGGUAAGACAAAUAAUUGUUUUACAAAACUGAUAAUCAUCCUUUGGAUUUUCGUAGACUGACUUUACUUUUGACAUAAUAAUUUUUCUUAAUAACUUAUCAUUUAGAGAAAUGAAGCCUGUAUAGGACUAGUAACCUACAGUUGAUGGAAGUCGCCAGAUAUCAGGGGCAGGGAGCAAAGAUAUCCACAUCAGUCAGAAAAGCUUUUAAAUCACACCAACCAUUUGACUAUGCAGAGAGAAUGAAUAGUGAGGCCCAACAUAACUUUUUCCAAUUUUUAAAAUAAUUUUAAUCAAGUAGCUGAACUAUACCAAAAUUUAUUUUGAUCUUUUGUGGUUAUAUUCACAGCAAUACUAAAAAAUAAUCAAAGAUCAAACAUGAUUGUCUGCUACUCUGCUUCUCUAUACUGUAUUCAUUCAUAGUUUUUUUAACAUGGUUUAUCAUGAUGCCUUUUUUCCCCAUAUUAUGAAGUGUUACACUUCUCUUUGAAACAAUCCUAGAGAGCAUAGAACAAAGAAACCACUAUUCCAUGCUUUUAAGGAGUUUUCUUUAGGUUUUGUGUAUCAGGAUCAAUAGAUUGACUGAGGAAUGUAUGUCAAAACUCCUGAGAAAAAUGAUAUAGACUGGAAGCUGAAAUUCAGAAAAAUGGAGUGUUCAGUAGAUAUAGAAAAUGAUAGGCAAAGGGAGAACCCUCUUUAACAAAAUCUAAUUCAGUCCACUUUGAUUUUGGACUAUACCAUUCACCUUUCCAUAGCUGCAUCUUGAAUAAAGAGUCUAGGAUUUAUGAUGCUAGGGACCACUUUCUCAAAAAAAAAAAAGAGUUUGUCUGAAAAUGCUCAGGUUAGUAACAAUCUAAUCUCACUCACAAAACUAAACACUCCAGAUUAAUUUUCAUUAAAUAUAAAGGGAGCCCGGAAGAAAUUAGCAUUGAUUUCUUCCAGAACAGAAAAGGUCAAAUUGAACCCCACCUUGUUAUUUAGAGGUUUAAGGAUAUUGUUUUAAUUUAUUUAUUCAACAAAUUCAACUUCCUUUGCCUUCCUGUGGAAACAGUUUUAUCCCAUUAAACUAAGAAUUAAGGGGUUAAUCACAAACAAAAAAAGUUGCAGCACUGAAAAAAAAGUAAUUUAUUGUUUUUGCAACUGGUAUGUGAAUUUGUGUGAUAAGAUUAUUUAUUCUUAUUUAACAAAACUAUGUGCAAAUUCUAUAUUUAAAAUGUUUUGCUGUUGUCCUACUUUUUAAUUUAUGCUUCAUGUUUGUGUAUAAAGUACACUUUGUGAGUUUACAUAAUAUACAGCACUGGUUGCUUUUGUAUUUUUUUAUCGAAAGCUUUCUGCGUGAAACAGGUGUAUCUGUAUAUAUUCCUCAUGUAUCCUUAUUCUGAUAAUACCAUUUUCCUUUCUAAGGAAAAGUUAAAUUUAAUCUUUCAUGACUAGUAGUGUUCAUUACUUGUAAUUACAUUAAUAGGUCUUUUGUGUCCUAUUAAUAUUAAUUUUCCCAAGUCACAGAUAAGAAAACUACUUAUUUUAGAAACUAAGGUCCAAGUUUUAAACUUGGGUAUGUACAUAGCCUGGAAGCUUCCCGUAGAAGCUAAGAUACAGUUAAGAAUCAGGUCCAUUCACUUCACUGAUAAACUUGGACAAGGAGAUGUUGAUGUAUAUGAAAGUUGGGUACACACAACCUCUGAGUGAUAUCAAUGAUAAUAAAACCAAAUAUUGUCUUUUGCUGCUUUAGAAACACUCCUUAGAAUUAAUAUCAUAUAGUCUCCAAUGUCUGUAGGAUUCUAUAGACGGCAGUAAACAAAUUGCAUUUAAAUGAUUCAAAUAUUAAUAGUCAUAACUCUUUCUAUAAAUUUGGGGUCUCCAUUGAUAGAGUGUGAGUUUUUACUGCUACUAAUGAAUCUCAUAGAGUGAUAAAAGGAAUUGGGACAGGCAGGGACACUUCUGAUCAUCUGUUUCCCUCUGAUUGUGAUUUCACAGCCUGGUCACAGCCACAAGGCAAAGUACCUUUGGACACAGGAUUGACCAGUUCAAUCUCUGGUUCUGACCUUUCUCCCAUUGACUCCUUUCUUAUUAACAAGGUCAUUGUAAUGGUUAAGGUGAGGAUGGCAGCCGGAUUCAAAGAAGUCCAGGACUUUUGCUAUGACUUAGUGUUCACUGUUUGUGAAAUAAGAUUGAAUUUAAUAAUGACGAAAUUUUGCUAACACUUUAUGGCUAAGUGUGAAAUCCCAUUGGCAUGAUUGGUGAAUAUUACUAACCUAUUUAUAAUUAAACUUGAGGUCAUAAAAAUACCUUAUAUUUUUUAACAUUUCAAAGCUACAAAACAAAUGAAUAACCAUGAGUAUAGGAAUGAUCAUCCAAAACUAUAGUAGAACCAAGUGCAAGGUCAAGGAGAUCUAUGAUUUAGUCACACAGAACAGGAGCUUGUAUGUUUCCUCUGUUAUUUUUCUCAUUUACCAACACCCUGUAGUUUUAGAUUGUCAAAUAGGUAGAUCAACUUAAUUGAUUAAUCCACUGAGAAAGCAAUCUUCCUAAUAGCUGGCAUGAACUACAGAAGUGACUUCUGAAGUUUUAUCGCCAUGAAACACAGCCUAUACGCAUAGUUACGUUCUUGUCAAUUAGUAUAUGAGAACAUAUUGAAAUAAGAGCCCACGUAUUAGUGAGACAAUAAAUGGAAAUAUCCAUGGUGUUUAGAUCAGAAAACCAUUCAGUUUGGCAAAUGUCUUUCUAGUGCCAUGACACCCUAAUUCUCAAUGCAGAUUUUAUGAAGGAAGUAAAGGAAUACAUUGUUGGAAGAUGUUGGUUUUAAAAGAGAAUAAGACUGAAAUGUACAUAUUAGUUAACUCAGCUAAUUGCACCCUCCUAAUAUACUAGCACUUAGCAAUAAGUUUGCUGUCUGUGCUCCUUGUCCCAGAGCUCCACCAACUGGUCCAUGUGGACUGCCAUAGGUCAAAUGAGAAAAAAACAGGUAAUAGCCCAUCAUCCUGUAAGGCACUGCCACAUCAGAGUGACCCAAAGUCUAACACUGUGAGGAAAACUGUGAUUUGUAAAUAAAACAGGGAAUUUUUUUUCAUUUUCCUUUGGCACAUCCAAUGAACAAUUGUCAUUUUUAUCGGGGUGCUAACAUCUCCAGUGAUCAAUUGUCAAAUGUCUUUCCAAGUUGCUAUUGUAUUCUACAAGAUUUUUCAAUUUCCAAGAAAGCUCAGUUUUUUGUCAAGACUGGACACAGCUUGAUAAAGUUUGGGAAAUUGCAUCUCGUGGUCACUCUGAUUGGCAGCGUUCAAUGACACGAGGUAUAGGAGCAUCGAGGAUGUUUAAGGUGACAUCAAAACUUGAAGAGUAUCCCGCUGGAAUAGCAGACUUUGAGAUGAGUCACGUUUCAUCACUUACUAAGCCGUCAGUGUUCUUUUCAAACAUUCCUUUCAAACAAACUUGUUUGUUUCCUAUACACAAACAAACUUUUGUGUAUAGUUGGCCUGACUUUUUAAGCUUUGCAAUAUUUUAUAUCCGUAGUAAACCUGUGGCUAUUAGUACAACUCGGACUUUUCUUUAACAAUUCACAACAUAUUAGAAACACUUCAGCUCAUACUGAGAGUUUAUUUAGAAGAGAAGAUCAGACUGUGUGUGACUUUGUGAGGCUAGACUUUAGAUUAAUGUAUAUUGUCUCUGGAUGGUAUGUUUCAUUACAUACUCAGGCAUGACAUACAUGUGGCAAUUGACAAAUACUGCUUACAUUUUAUGACGUAUUAGCCAGAGGAAAUCAUGCACAUGCUUUGUAAAUAGACCGCAGAUAACUAAACAGGUUACAGAAAUGUGUUCAAUUUGAUGUAAGCAGUGGCACAAAUAUUUGAUUUCUGUAUUAGAGUCUGUGAGUAAAGUCAAGUAAUAAACCCAAGUAGGUAUAACUGAGAUUUUUAAAUCUUGAAACAUGCUUUCAAAAUAGAGUAAAAUAUUGAAGAUUUACAUACUGUAUAUAAGCGGUAAACUAUAAGCUGCUUAUUACCCUCAAUUUUCCAAAAGUGAUGGUAUUUUUUCGGUAAAUAUAAUGCAAGUGAAAAACCAAAAAUGUUGGAAAACUAAGACAGGUCUUGUUUAAAAUGUCUCUUCAGCUUUGGCAAAUUUCAAACCUGGAUCAGCUAUUGAACGCAUUACUGUGUGUUGCAGCCCGCACUCCACAACAGCUCUGUUAUUCAGGUAAACCACUUGAACUGAGUUGUUUGGGACCUAUACUGUAAUAUGUUUCAUUGAGGAACAAUAUCUUAUUUUGUAAAGCAUUUCCCUAUGUGUGACUUUAAACUGUAACAUUAAACAUUGGCUUUGUGGUUUCAGCGGGAUAAUAAAUAUUAAUUGUAAACUAGGUAAAAGUAUGUACUGCAUAUAAUAUGUUUUAGAGUUGGAAACUAUUGUCCAUUUAUUUUUAAUUUUCUCAUAACGAAGGUAGGACCAAGCCAGGUCUUAAGGAUGCCCUAGGCUCUCUAUAAUUUCUACUAUCCUUCAUCCACUUCUGUAUAGACAAAUAAUACUUUCUCUAUCUUAGUUAAAGUACUAUGGAAGUAUUGCUUCAAGUCCUUACAAGGCUAUCACUCCGUGUGUUUGUCUAGUAUUGAAUUUCUGGUGUUAAAUUAGAAAGAGCCAGAAGCAUAAUCUACCUGUUACAUCUUUGCUUUUUUAAAGAUGCAUUUAUUUUAGAUACAAAAUUAGAGUCAAGAUAACAAUGCAUGCAUGGAAAUCCAAAAAGAAUUGACAUUCAUUAGCAAAAGUCUAAUUAUUUGCUAACAAAUUUAUGGUGUGAAGGCUCCUAUGGACAUCAAUUCCUUCUUAACCUGAAAUCAUUGCUUUUUAGUGUACACUGCAAACAUUGAAUUUCUCAUAUCAAAUAAUAUUUCAGAAUUGUACUUUAAACUUUUUCUUAGUAGGAUGUAUACUUUUUAAAGAAAUAAUUUAAAAAACCUAUACUUUUCAAAACAUGGUAUAGAAACAGACAUCAUAAUAUGGCUAAGAUUUGUUGAAUAUAUCUGGGUUGAGCCCCGUGGUAAAGACCUCGGAACUUUCUCUCACGUGUUUUUCUCCAUGACCCUUGUGACGUUGGUCUUAAGAUCUCAGCAUUACAGAUGACCAUCACAUCAUAAUAACUGUUAAUGGUCUUCUGGUUGUCACCAAGUGCUGGGCACUGUUAUAAGCACGUUAGAUAUUUACUGUCAAUUAUUGGCUUCUCUAAGCACAGAGAGUCUUAAAUCCUUAUGGACUGUGAGUCUGAGGGAGGGAGGGUACGGUGGAUGGAGGACUGUGUGAGAUGCGAAAUGGAAGGCAGUGUUUAGAUGCCCUAAUGGGUGGGCCCCCUGAGUAAAAGCAAGAGCCGCUCUAAAAUUCCAAUAAAAAUGGCAUGAAAACUGUAGAGAAUCAAGCAAGCAGCAAGAGUAGAGGCAAGAGCUUAGAGUGUACAAAGGACUGUUGUUUGAGGACAGAGAAUUUGACUUAGAAAAUUAGUAAAUUGCUGGGAAGGGUAAAAGAAAAAUGUGGUAUUUAACGUUACAAACUGCUUCACAGCUAAUAAUGAGCUGGUUCAGACAAGGUCAAAGGCAUAAAAGUGGCCUUCGGGGUAGCUUUUAGAUUAGAAAUAGAAUGAACAAAGAUGGUUAGAAAGGCUACUAAGUCCAAAGCAUCUUUAAUUCCUAGAUGCUGUGAGAAUCUUUCUUGCUAUAUUAUUAUCUGUUCAGUGAAACUCAUGUUUCCUCACAGAAUAAAUGAUUACAUCUUAAUGUAGACACAAGCAAAGGGGUGUAGCUCUGUUUUUCUCAGUUCCCUUCCAAGUCUAUCUCAUGGGUGAGAGAAUCAAAUUCCAGAAUGAUUAACCCCAGGGCAGUUCCCACGGACAGAGGAAGAUAAGAAGUUGUCCCAGGACCUUACUCCAACAUGAAUUCAUAAAAUUUGCUGUAAUAGAAAUUUGGCUUUCCAUUUCUAGCUGCCCUCAGUGUUUUGUCUCCCUAUUUCAGCCUCCAGUUGGGUUUGCCUUGAACUGGAGUUACAGACCUUUUAUUGUUGUUGCUUGUUAUUAAAAGCAUCUAAAUCUUGGAAAGCAGGAAAGUAUAUUUCUUAAUCACUUGUAAGUAGACUCAUUGCAAAAACAGUGACUGAACUAGUUUGAGAUUAGAAGAAAUCUUCAUCUACAAAAGUUUCGGGGACUAUUCUGCUCAUCUUCCAAAUGAGCCUGGUACUUACUAGACAUUGUGAGGAAUUUAUCCAGACUGUUUCUUUACUCUCCAACCCCUUUACUAUCUCUUGGCCUGUUCAAAGAUGUUUUCUCUUCAUCCUUGGAUCUUAGUUGUAUUGUUUUGGGCAGUUUCAAGAUGGGAGUUCAGACUUUAGAGCUGGAUAGGAUCAGGAAGAAGAUACAAAAGACACAAGAGCCUAUACGAGUGGAACCCUGAAGAAGUGCCUGGAGCUGUGACUGCUGUGGAUAUGUCAGACAGAAUGCUGGUGUACAGGAACAAGCGGUUGAUGUCUCUUCCUUCAAGAUUAUGCUCAGAAUAGCCACUUAGUAGCUCCAUCACUCCUACCACCCUAAUCCAAGCCACCAAUCUUUCUACCCUGAGCAACAGCAAAUGCCUCCUAAAGGGCUUCCUGCUUCCUUCCCCAGCCAGACUGAUCAUGGAAAACCAUCACUCGGAUCAUUUAGCCCCUUUGCUAAAAAUUCUCCAAUGCCUCCCUAUCUUACUCAAAGUAAAAACCAGUGUCCUUUCCAUGACCUUCACAGCUCCCCAGAUCUGGUUCCUGCCUCCUCUCUGACUUCCUCUCCUAUUUCUCUCCCCUGGGCCCACUGUUCCAGCUGCUUCACCUCCCUGCAGUUCCUCACUAUAACACGAACCCUAUCCGGAAUGCUUUGCCUCGAACAUUCUUUCCCAGAUAUGCACUUGCUUAUUCUCUCCUUUCCAGUCUCUGUUUAAAUGUUAUCCCUCAGAUAGGCCAUCCCUGAUCAUCCUAAAUCAAAUAAAACCAUUCCUCCUUCAUUUUUUCUCAUGGCGCUUAUC